GAUGGUUGAGAUAGAGAAAAGGCAGCAUCACCGCGCGCUCUGCCUCCGUUGCGUCCGCGCGAGCCUCAGCGAUUCGCUCCUUCAACAGCCGUUGCUUGUCCCUCACUGUGUCAACAUCCAGAGAACACUUCGUUUCCUUAAAUAACCUCAGCAGGGCAUGAACGCAGGAUUCUUAUCCAGCUAAAUUACGGAUUUAAAGCGGGGAGAGGAGAGCGUUUGUUCCCUGGACAUCAUUUGAAAUCAUGCCAGUUCCAGAGCAGCCUGCUGAGGCAGAGAAUGCCACCAUGCUCAGCCCAGGACUGAACGCUUCUAAUGGCGAUGGAUCUGAGACUGAGACCACCUCUGCCAUUCUGGCUUCUGUGAAGGAGCAGGAACUGCAGUUUGAAAGAUUAACUCGAGAGCUGGAGGCGGAGCGUCAGAUAGUAGCUACUCAGCUGGAGCGAUGCAAACUGGGAUCUGAGACAGGUGGCAGCAUGAGCAGUAUCAGUUCAGCCGAUGAGCAGUAUCGCUGGAAUACCCAAGAUGGACAGAAAGACAUCGAGGAAGAACUAAACACAGGUCUGGAACUGGUGGACUCGUGCAUCCGCUCUCUACAGGAGUCUGGGAUCUUGGAUCAUCAGGAAUAUACCACAGCUGAUAGACCGAGUCUGCUCUCUCAGAGCUCACUGCAGCUCAGCUCGAACCCAGAGGGCUCCCUCCAGUACUCCGCCAGCUACCAUAGUAACCAGACCCUGGCCCUGAGCGACUGCUUGUCCGCACCACAAUCUCAGCAGCCUCAGCCCCCUCCUCGCUCCAGCGGGCAGCCCGGAGGAGCCGUGCACAGCUACAACCAGGUGACAUCUAACCGCGCAGCCCAGCUUGCGGCGGGCGACUCUUGUCAGAGCCAUGGCGGUGCCCUGCUGUCCGAUUCCCAGCAUCCCUCUGCAGUGUCCGGCCCGGGACUGUAUUACUCCAGCUCUACUCUGCCUGCCCAGCGCGUCAGCUCGCCCCUAAACUCAAUGCAGUCCACGGCGGCCAGCGGAUCCCCAGCGAAACUGCAGCGUCUGGGUUCGGCCUCCGACACACCCGGAUACGCCACCACCCAGCGCCUGCCCUCCUCGUCCUCCUCGGCCUCCCCCAAGCCUUCCCCAGGCAGGCUUGCCAAAUCCUACAGCAGCAGCUCACCGAUCAAUGCGGUGGGCAUCGGAGGAUCGCCCGGGACUCACGCUUCAGGCUCCCCUCACCGGUUGGCGUCUCCGCCCAGUAACGCGUCGCCUAUCUAUCAGCAGCUGCAGACCGCGGGAGUGUCGUCUUACGCUACGCUUUCACCCACCAAAAGACUGGUGCACUCGUCUGAGCAGUACAAGAUAUCCCACGAUCUCUACGCCACCGCCACUCUACAGAGACCAGGCAGCCUUGCUGGAUCUCGAGGUUCGUACAGCAGUCAGCACGCUCACCUGGGCCCCGAACUGAGGCCCCUGCAGUCCCCCGAGCACCACAUCGAUCCCAUAUAUGAAGACAGAGUCUACCAGAAAGUCCCGAUGAGAAGCCUGAGCCAGAGCCAGGGAGAAGCGCUCCCUCCGGGCCACACUGGAACCUACCGGAAUAACACGGCCCCGUCCUCCCCCGGUGUUGACUCCGUACCCUUGCAGCGAACAGGAAGUCAGAAUGCCACAGGGACGUUUCCCAGAGGCGGCUAUGCCUCCGGUCAGGGCGCCAACUACACGGAUACUUACCGCACGUUGCCAUACUGCUCUUCAGUGGAGUCUCCCUACAGCAAGUCCGGCCCUGCCCUGCCACCCGAGGGCAACCUGGCCCGCUCGCCCUCCAUCGACAGCAUUCAGAAGGAUCCCAGGGAAUUCGGUUGGAGAGAUCCUGAAUUACCUGAAGUCAUUCAGAUGUUGCAGCACCAGUUUCCCUCAGUUCAGUCCAACGCAGCGGCAUAUCUGCAACACCUAUGCUUCGGAGACAACAAGAUUAAAGCUGAGAUACGGAGGCAGGGGGGUAUUCAGUUGUUGGUGGACCUGUUGGAUCACAGAAUGGCUGAAGUACACAGAAGCGCCUGUGGUGCCCUGAGGAACCUCGUUUACGGCAAAGCCAACGAUGAUAAUAAAAUCGCUCUGAAGAAUUGCGGUGGGAUUCCUGCACUGGUCCGCCUGCUGCGAAAGACCUCUGAUGUGGAAGUCAGAGAACUGGUUACAGGUGUAUUAUGGAACCUGUCCUCCUGUGAUGCUCUGAAGAUGCCAAUAAUCCAGGACGCUCUAGCCGUCUUGACCAACACCGUGAUUAUACCCCAUUCCACCUGGGACGUGUCCCCACAUCAGGAAGACCGCAAGCUUCAAAUGCACACGUCCCAAGUACUUCGCAAUGCCACCGGCUGCCUGAGGAAUGUGAGUUCGGCUGGAGAGGAGGCUCGGCGGCGGAUGAGAGAAUGCGAGGGUCUGACUGACACGCUGCUUUUCGUCAUCCAGACUUCCCUCGGAAGCAGCGAGAUUGAUAGCAAGACCAUAGAAAACUGUGUAUGCAUUUUGAGGAACCUCUCGUAUCGGCUUGCAGCUGAAACGUCUCAGGGACAGCAGAUGGGGACGGACGAGCUGGACGGCCUCCUGUGUAGCGAUGCCAGCGGGAAGGACGGAGAGACCUCAGGCUGCUGGGGAAAGAAGAAAAAGAAGAAGAAGUCCCAGGACCAGUGGGAUGGUGUGGGACCGCUGCCAGAUACUGCAGAGCCCCCCAAAGGGAUUCAGAUGCUGUGGCAUCCUUCGAUAGUAAAGCCCUACCUCACCCUCCUGUCUGAGUGCUCAAACCCUGACACGCUGGAGGGGGCUGCCGGGGCCCUGCAGAACCUGGCUGCUGGGAGUUGGAAGGUAAGCCCUAUGUGGUCAGUGUAUAUCCGUGCGGCGGUGAGAAAAGAGAAGGGUCUGCCCAUCCUUGUGGAGCUGCUGAGGAUAGACAACGACCGUGUGGUGUGUGCCGUCGCUACCGCACUCAGAAACAUGGCCUUGGACAUCAGAAAUAAAGAGUUAAUCGGUAAGUAUGCCAUGCGGGACCUCGUGCACCGGCUCCCAGGUGGGAGCAAUGCUAGCGGAAGCAGCGGGAGUACGGCAAACAGCACAGCGGGUAAAACCAUGUGCGAUGACACCGUUACGGCUAUAUGCUGCGCCCUACACGAGGUCAUCACCAAGAACAUGGAGAACGCCAAGGCCUUACGAGACGCCGGUGGCAUUGAGAAGCUCAUCGGUAUUGCUAGGAGUAAAGGAGACAAACACUCACCUAAAGUGGUAAAGGCAGCAUCUCAGGUCCUCAGUAGCAUGUGGCAGUACAGAGAUCUCCGGAGCCUUUAUAAGAAGGAUGGCUACUCGCAGUAUCAUUUUGUUGGCUCUGCCUCAACAAUAGAGAGAGACAGACAGAGACCGUACUCAUCCUCACGCACUCCGUCAGUAUCUCCGGUCCGGACAUCACCUAAUAACCGAUCAGCCAGCGCCCCCGCCUCACCCAGAGAGAUGAUCAGCCUCAAGGACAGGAAGAGCGACUACGACUCCACUGGAACCAACGCCAGUUACCAUGGAAACAAAGGAGAGCACACUUCCAGAAAAGACACAAUGGCAGUUCAAACCUCCUGUGGAACAUCCACAUUGUUCCGCAACUCGUACGAGACUUCAAAUGACGAGAUCAAACACAACCAGGUCCCAGUGCCGCCCGCACCACAGGAGCCGCCGCACAAGGACUACGAAGCGUACCCUAUCUAUCAAAACUCCACUAGGAACUUUGAGGAGCCAUUUUUUGAGGAUCAGGUCCAUCGCCCCCCUCCCGCCACCGAUCUGAAUAUGCACCUGGGACUCAAGUCCACCGGGAAUUACGUGGACUUCUACUCUGCCGCCCGGCCCUAUAGCGAACUCAACUACGAAACGAGUCACUACCCAGCGUCCCCUGACUCUUGGGUUUAGGACUUCCAGCACGUAGAGGCCGGGAAACUGCAUGUGCAUGCAUAUCACAAAACAUUUUUCAGCAAGUUUUGUUAGUCUAAGCUGGUUCCAUGGCGAAUACGAGUGGAGUAGAGAGAAAAAAAAAAAAAAAGAAAGCGAGAGAGAGAAAAGAAGGCCUUGACAGAGCGAGAAAGAAUGCAUGAGAUGAGAGAGAGCACAUACUUUAAAGGGAAGCGAAAGCUUAACCUUUGGAGUAGAAAGUGAGUUUGUAUUGAAAGGUAUUUGAAAAGUGUAGAGGAAAAAAACAGAAAUACAGCAGAGGAAGGCGAGGUAUGUAAGCACAAGAAAAUUAAGUUUGUAAAACGAGCUACGGGAACAGCUUUUCACCAUUUUCGAAACUUCCUUUUUCAUUUAUUUGGCGUCACGGUGGAUCAAAAGCUUUUUCUUUAUACGUUUUUCCACACAAUUUUUAUUUGAUCUUUUUUAAUUCGAUGUAAAGUAUUUGGUGUACAUUAAAGAGAUGCAUUACACAAGUGCAUUGUGUAAAUUACACAGACCACUCGGUUCUUCCCAUGGCUUUGGGUAUUUGUUUUACAGUACAAGAAAAAGACAAAAAACAAAAAAAGAAUCCUCGGAGAGAUGUGUUAACCUUCAGUGUCCCUUCCCCAAAAUUACAUGCGAAGAACAAGGAUGUAAAUGCCAGUAUCGUUCGUUCUGAAAACGUGAAUAUGUCUGUGGCAACUAAAACAAAAGCAGAUGAAGACCGGAGCAUCAUUCCACUCUCCUCUCCUCGUCGAUGAAGUGCUUUCUCACUGCCUACAAAAAUAGAUGUAGAUUUUUGACAUAGAUUCUUUUUUCAAUUUCAAUUUUUUUCUUUCUUGAUGACUCAGUGUGGAAUAAAAAUAAAUGCGGCUAUUUAUCAUCCAUAUUUGCAGGAAAACUGUCUGUUUUAGACCUCGAUCUCAGUUUUCCGUGCUAAGUGACUGUGCCAAAUUUUAAAAUCUCUUCAAUCAGCAUUGGAGACAUUUUUAAGUUUUUCAGUUAGUUAAUUCUUCGAUUUGUACCUGCGUUUCUUGUUCAUAAUUGUGUUUUACUGGAAUUAAGCGACAUCUAGAAAACACUGGAAUACUACCAGGAGGGCAAAACGUAACUUUGCGAGCUUAAUUCCCUCCAAAGAUGUACAAAAAAAACCCUGUCUCUCAAUGUUAGUUGAGUGUGUGCUGUAUGUCGAUCAGUGUUUGCUAUGAGAGACUUUGUUUCUGACAGGUGGCUUCUUCUGUUUGACUUGACCAGAGAUGAUGAACUGCUACACUGAGAUGUUAAUAGAGAAUGAUAAAUAUAUAAAUAUGAAUAUAAAUAUAGAUCUAUAUAAUUUUUAUGUGCUGAUGUCAGUGUCACCGAAAGCAACAAACCAGAAAAGACUUGUACAAAAAAAAAGAGAAACGAUUCUGUUUACCUUCAUGUUCUGAUUCCAACAGAGAAAAGAGAAAAUGAAACUUGAAAUGUUGACCUGGUCCCAGUUGUGUUGUUACCAAGCUACUAAAAUAAUCACGCUGGAUUUGGAUGAUGUUCUGAUGUCAGGACAAUAAAUUACUCUUUACGA
Puntigrus tetrazona (Sumatra barb) is the source of this 5505-nucleotide messenger RNA. RefSeq names its product catenin (cadherin-associated protein), delta 2a (gene ctnnd2a). Gene Ontology annotation, biological process: dendritic spine morphogenesis; cell-cell adhesion; cell-cell junction assembly. The coding region runs from base 243 to 3923 and encodes 1226 amino acids. The record is from RefSeq and is a predicted model, not a curated record. Gene Ontology annotation, cellular component: cytoplasm; adherens junction; postsynaptic density. Gene Ontology annotation, molecular function: cadherin binding. Lineage: Eukaryota; Metazoa; Chordata; Actinopteri; Cypriniformes; Cyprinidae. The transcript has 22 exons.